Aureobasidium subglaciale EXF-2481 is the source of this 1310-nucleotide messenger RNA. RefSeq lists its product as uncharacterized. The coding region runs from base 131 to 1237 and encodes 368 amino acids. Lineage: Eukaryota; Fungi; Ascomycota; Dothideomycetes; Dothideales; Saccotheciaceae. The record is from RefSeq and is a predicted model, not a curated record. The transcript has a single exon.
UUGGCUAUUCAGCAGCUCAACGUCAGGUGUCAGGCGUGACUGCGGUUUCCAAGAUGUACAUAUGUACGUGCCUCCCUCUUCCAGCCAGUGGUGCCUCUUUGACUGUAAACACAACAAGAACAUCGCUACAAUGGCCCAAUCAUCACCACAACCGGACGCCUUGCCUCGAAGGACAUCUCUGCCGUUACAGAUUAAUCGGCUACGCGCAGCAUCGGUCAGCACGACGAAUAAAAUCCUGAACUAUGAUCCACAGCCAGGCAUGUGGGCGGCGACUGGAACAGCCAUUGCACAUGCGCCCAACCUUCGCGAUCUGCGAGAGAACAAUAUCGACUUUGAUGUGGAUGGACAUCUCGCAAAGAGGCUUGCAUUGCCAAAAUCUGGUGACAACAAGCGAGCAUCGACCGUACCAAACAUAUCACCUACGCAGUCUCAAACCACUGAGAGCAAUGUCGACAAGAACUCGCUGGAGCCAAUGAUCAAAAGCACAUCCUCUUCCGAUCAGACGGACCCAGAGACGCCCAAGACGUGGAAACAAACCAUAGUUACCGGCCUCGCCGCGUUCUGGCGCUUCUUCAAAACACCCACUGGUUUCCUCAUUACCCUGUAUGGCCUGAAUGUCGUUGCAUGGGGUGCCAUGCUAUUCUUCCUCAUUCUCAAGGCCGCACCUGCCAUGAACCAUCCCGAUGGCGGCGACGCCAACUCAUCCCCUCGGAAGAUCUGGAUUGAAAUUGAUUCGCAAAUCCUCAACGCACUGUUUUGUCUGACAGCAUGGGGACUUGCACCGUGGAGAUUCAGGGAUCUCUGGUGGCUGUGCGUGUGGCGUUUCGGACGCAAUACCGAGAGAAGCUCAAGAGCGAUCAGAAGACUGGCAGCCAGGAACGUGAGCUGGUUCCGAUUGCAAGAGGGUGAUUUAUUGGAGCAAGGCGAAGAAGGAGUCAAUCCUGUGUUGAUACGUCGGAAGACUUUCUCAGGAGAAAGCGCACCACCCACAGCAGCUUGGAAGAUGGACUUUGUCGUUUGGAUGAUGGUAUUGAACACACUCUUCCAGGUCGGAAUGGCGUACAUGAUGUGGAGGUACAACCGAAUUGACCGUCCAACCUGGGGAGCAGGUUUGUUCAUCGGCCUUGGCUGCGGAGUUGGUAUGUUCAGCGGCCUGAUGUGCUGGUGGGAGGGAAGGAAGAUCAAGGAGAUUGAAGGACCAAAACUUGUCAAGGAGAAGGAUGCAGAAGUUGUUUGAAACAGGCAAAGAGCAUACAUACCUGAUUGUUAGAUGAGCAUAAUGACAAUGUAUUUUUGCCUCAAGAGGCGGA